Messenger RNA from Aptenodytes forsteri (emperor penguin), 654 nucleotides. Its product is annotated as protein FAM78B. Lineage: Eukaryota; Metazoa; Chordata; Aves; Sphenisciformes; Spheniscidae. The coding region runs from base 1 to 654 and encodes 217 amino acids. The record is from RefSeq and is a predicted model, not a curated record. The transcript has 2 exons.
AUGGGCUUGGCUGGUGCCGUGGUCGUGGUGCUGCAGCUGGCAGAUGGGGAAGGCUGUUCUCCUCUGGCACAGGAGCUGAUUAAGGAGAGAGUGGCCCCAGAGAGACCCAGCAAUGAGUUUUGGCCCAGUUGGUCAAGCUGGGAGCUGCCCGACCUGCGAGAAGGAAGAGUAAAAGCCAUCAGCGAUUCGGACGGCGUGAGCUACCCCUGGUACGGAAACACCACAGAAACUGUGACCCUGGUCGGGCCCACUAACAAGAUCUCCAGGUUCUCGGUGAGCAUGAAUGACAAUUUCUACCCCAGCGUGACGUGGGCUGUCCCUGUGAGCAACAGUAACGUGCCGCUGCUGACCAGGAUUAAAAGGGACCAGAGCUUUACCACAUGGCUGGUGGCCAUGAACACCACCACCAAGGAAAAGAUCAUCUUGCAGACUAUAAAGUGGAGGAUGCGAGUGGACAUUGAGGUUGAUCCCAUGCAGCUGCUGGGGCAGCGGGCACGGCUGGUGGGAAGGACUCAGCAGGAGCAGCCCCGGAUCCUCAGCAGGAUGGAACCCAUCCCACCAAACGCACUAGUGAAACCCAACGCCAACGAUGCCCAAGUCCUCAUGUGGAGACCCAAGCGAGGCCAGCCUAUAGUCGUGAUACCUCCCAAGUAG